AACAUGUCACCCUUCUUUCUUGCUAUAGUCACCGGAACGAAAACAAGCAAAGAGCCUCACUGCCUCAGUUCUGUAACAGUAUCGCGCUGGAAGUCGGCUGAAGAGUCGAAACGUAUAGAUUGCAGAGUCUCUAUUUGGAUGUUCACUCCAGUCUUACUGAAUAAUGGCAUGAACUCGUAAACCCUUCCCCACCCGAUGCAUCAAGGCCUGGCUGUGUUCGGUCGAAGGUUCUUCAUUAAAUCCACUGGUUUCAUAACCAGCAGAACCUCCUUGUCGAGACCCACGAAUCCCCUAAACCCUAGUACUAAUGGCGUUGCGUGUUUUAGAUUUCUAUCGGUUGUGGCUAUGCAGCGGCAACUGGCCGACCCAGAUGACCCGUCCACCUUAAUGAAAGAGGAUGGGGUUGCAGUCAGCUCAGAGAUGUGGAUAGAGAGUUUCCGGGAACCUGGUAAGACUGUAACCAAUCUCACGUCCUACCUUCGGCGGUUUGAAUUGUGGGUUUUGGCUUACCAGAAAGUCUGUGCUGAUGAUAUGGGUUCCUACAUGCCCCGAAGUGCAAUACAGAAAUCCGCAUUGGAAGACCUGUUAGCACUUAGGAAUGCCGUUCUAGAUGCCAGGUUUAAAUGGGGAGCCAGGUUGGAUUUCUUCAUUCGAUCUCCAAAGGAUAAAACUGAUCUUGAAUCUCUAUCAAAGCGGAAAAUCAGGGCCAUUCUAACUACCACUCAGCCAACCCCUUUUCAAGAUAAAAUUGUGCAAGAAGUUCUGUUGAUGAUAUUGGAGCCCAUUUAUGAGGCUCGAUUCUCACAAAAGUCAUUUGCAUUCAGGCCAGGCAGGAAUGCCCACACUGUUUUACGUGUUAUCAGGCGAAGUUUUGCAGGUUAUCUCUGGUACAUCAAAGGAGACUUGAGCACACUAUUGGAUGGUUUAAAAGUGGGGAUGGUAAUUAGUGCUCUUAUGAGAGAUGUUAGAGACAAGAAGGUGAUUGAUUUAAUUAAGUCAGCGCUUGUUACACCAGUGAUAACAAGUCAAGUUGAUGAAGGUGAAAAGAAGAAGAAGAAGAAGAGAAAGUACCAGAAGAAGAAGGUGUUAGCAGAAGAUGAGCCAAAGCCUGAUCCUUACUGGUUAGAGACCUUCUUUGGUUUUGCUCCAGAGGAGGCAGAGAAGUUGCCCUCUUGGGGACACUGUGGAAUUCUUAGUCCCCUUUUGGCAAAUGUCUGUUUGGAUGAAUUAGACCAUUGGAUGGAGGGUAAAAUCAAGGAGUUCUAUCGUCCAUCAAAGAAUGAUGUGAUAUGGAAUAGUCAAGAUGGGGAAGUGGAACAAGGUAAUACAUCCUGGCCUGAGUUUGUCCCUACAAGUGGGCCUGAUAAGACCAGGAAGGUGGAUUACAUCCGUUAUGGGGGACACAUUUUGAUUGGGGUGCGAGGCCCAAGGGCAGAUGCAGCGACUUUGAGGAAGCAAUUGAUUGAGUUUUGUGACCAGAAGUAUCUCUUGAAGCUUGACAAUGAGAGCCUACCUAUUGAACACAUAACUAAGGGUAUUAUGUUUCUUGACCAUGUUUUGUGCAGGCGUGUUGUGUAUCCAACACUUCGAUACACUGCCACCGGUGGAAAGAUAAUCAGUGAGAAGGGUGUGGGGACCCUUCUCUCAGUAACAGCAAGCUUGAAGCAAUGCAUUAAACAAUUUAGAAAGUUGGGAUAUCUCAAGGGGGAUAGGGAUCCUGACCCACAACCUUGUUUCAGAAUGUUUCAUGCCACACAAGCUCACACAAAUGCACAGAUGAACAAGCUCCUUUCAACAAUGGUGGAAUGGUAUAGAUAUGCAGACAACCGUAGGAAGGUUGUGAACUUCUGUUCUUACAUCAUAAGGGGGUCAUUGGCAAAGCUAUAUGCUGCAAAAUAUAAAUUGCGCUCGCGAGCAAAGGUGUACAAGAUUGCAUCACGAAAUCUCAGCCGCCCAUUGAAGGAGAAAAAGGGUCAGUCCCCAGAAUACCAUAAUCUGCUAAGGAUGGGUCUCGUGGACUCCAUUGAUGGCCUUCAGUACACUCGUAUGUCUCUUGUGCCUGAGACCGACUACACCCCUUUUCCAAGUGGUUGGAGGCCUGAGCAUGAGAAAGUUUUGCUCGAGUAUAUAAGACUUGAGGAACCAGUGACUCUGGAGGAGCUAAGGGGUUGCCUUAGAGAUCAGGGUCUUAUUUCACCGCAGGAUUACAUAUCGAUGCUUGUAUGGAACUACAAAAGGAACGCUAUCAUGGUAGAGCCACUUCCUGUGGCUGAAAGUGGUGACAACAAUAUUCAGAGAUCUGACGAGGCAUUGUUGGCCUCGAAUGAGAGCUCAAGUGGCAGGACAAGAGAAGAGGACAGUGAAGAAGGAUAUCAGGCUGCUCAUACGUAGGAAGUCAGAUUUGUAUUUUGUGCUUGAAACGAUCAGCAAUUUUUUGUAGAUGGAUCUGCACUGGUCAACAAAAGAAUGAGGCACAUAGUUUCUGCAAUGAAAGUAUUGCAUCACUCUUGAAUUUUUAGGGAGCUCUUCUAUUCUUUCAAAAUUUUCUUUGGUUGGGUUUCUACCUGCAUAUAUUCAGGUUUACCUUUAUCUUGCAAUGCUUUCUUGCAAGUUGCAAUUUAUGCUUUGAGAACUUGGUAAAUUAAUUCUUUCUAGCCCAACAAUAUUUUCCUAGUUGUUUAGCAAUUCAAGUAUUUUACAUGUAUAUUAGGUGAAACGAGUGUUCUUGGAAUUUAAGCUGAGUUUAUCCGCUUUCUCAAAUCUAGAAGUCUACGCCUAUCAGAUCCAUAAAUUGUUAUUAGUAUUCAUGCCUUUAUGGUGCCCAGAAAGUUUAUGGAUGUUGGAACCUUUGGUUCCUCUAUUCACUUGCAGUAAUGUAUGGUUCCUGUAUUUACUUGUAGCAAUAUAUUUGUUUGGUAGCCUUCAAAAAAAAAAAAGUUUGGUCUGGACCUAUAAAAGAUGGAGGAGAAGUAAAAGAAAGGGGACUUUGAUAGAAGAAUCAUGCCUUACUGACCAGGGCCUGUAUAUGUUUGUGUUAUCAAUAUAAUGAAAUGCAUUCUCACUCAUUUAGUUUUGACUGGUUCCAA
This is a messenger RNA of Nelumbo nucifera (sacred lotus), 3086 nucleotides long. Lineage: Eukaryota; Viridiplantae; Streptophyta; Magnoliopsida; Proteales; Nelumbonaceae. The record is from RefSeq and is a predicted model, not a curated record.